AUGAACCAAUGGUAACUUUCACCUUUGGAGGGAAAGUUUACGACUCUUUGUCUGUGAGCAUGGUAUUUUGCAUAUGUAAUUCGAUUGGGUGUUGAUGCAAAAACUACUAAGGUUUCUUACAACACUAACAUGUUGCAAAGGUAUCAACAUCUAAUUUACACCAUCUUUUAGAUCAUUAAAAUACGAACUCAAAGAGUCCAAGCAUGACAUAGGUGGGUUAUACUACUAGUCAUCUAUCAUAAUACAUGCAUAAAACAGUAGAAAGACAAAUACAAAUACAACAGACAAAAUUAAAAUACAAUGGAGUAAUACUGUACACAAUGACCUGGGCUAUGUGUGAUAGGAAGGUCAAAGAAAGGUUUGUCUGUGAAUGAGUAGGAAAGAGUCCAUUUCUAUAGGCAUUGUGUCUUUCCUAUAGAGAAAUGUAGUGUGCUCCGUUUGCAUUCCUUGAGGCAAUAAAACCUGUGAUACCAGAUUGUUGUCCUGGCAACUGAGCCCUUUUGGGGUGUUAGUUGCUUUGGGGGGGGUUGUCUCCAGAGCUCCAGCAUGUAGCUGGCCUGUUGUGUUUUAAAGACUAUUUGUUAAAUGUAACAAUUAAUGUAUGUCUGAUUGGUCCAGACGCUACAUAGUUAAUAGUGUGGCCAUAUUUUUAAAUACAUACUACACUUUAUGACUUAUUAAACAAUAUAAACUCUGUAUGCAAAAAUCCCUUUUUUUGUUGUUUUGUUUUGUUUUUUUUGGUGAUGAAACUGAAAUUGACUAAUCACUUUACACUUGUUUCCUUUUCCUCUUCAGCCUUCAAGGUGGAGUCAAAACUCACGCUUUUCAUGUAGCAUAAUUUUGUUACUCUCAUAGACUAUCUGGCUUUCUUACCACAGUCACUAUUUUCUUUAAAUAUGUUUUAAAUAUGUUAGGUCUUAAGUAUGCUCAUGUUGUUCUCUUGUUUCUUAUCACCCCUUCUGUAACAGCACAUGGGGGUAUUGUUUAUAUCCACAGAGUAAGAAAUACAUCCAUUGACAUUUCCUGUGAAUCUGCAAAAAAAGAAGAAAAACCAUUUGCCUUUACGCUGAAACGCAGGUUGCUGCAGUCCAGAAUGGUGCUGUAUCUUUCUAAAGGACACUCACCAUCUAUCAAUGAAUAUGAGGACAGGGAUCGCUUUACUGUACGUGAUGAGUUGGACAACCACACAGUUCACCUGACCAUCUCAAACCUGCAAGUACAGGACACAGACGUGUACUACUGUGAAUUCCACUAUGGUGAUCUUCCGUAUGAUAAGAAUGUUCCUGGCAAGAUGGAGUUCUUCAUCUAUGUUGAAGACUUAUCUCAUGAGUCUUGUAAUUGUUCAAGUUACCUGCGUUUGCUGUAUGUGAUCUCUGGAGCCGCAUGUCUACUGGGUGUUCUGGUUUUCACUCUUGCUACAGCUUACUGUUGUAAAUGGCUUAACCGUACAAAGCCACAGCCUGUAGUUCCUGUUUAUGAGGAGAUGGCCGGGGUGCGGUCCACCAAAGGAAAAGCCACAAGCUAUCGCACUGAAACUGCAAUACUGGAGGAAGCAAACAGCCCUGCGCAUUACUUGUACAGCAAAGAAAACCUUUACUUAUGAUGUUCAUGAUGAUGCUCCAGCUCACCCUCAAAACCUUUCUGAAUCAUCAGCUUUAAAAGUUGUUUGUUAGCAUAAAAUUUGUCUUUUCAUCUAUAUGUUAAUGAUACUUUGACAUAAUUUUAAUGCUAUCAAUACAGGAUCUCAGCUUACAGCCUUUUUAUAAAGCAAUUAUCUGCUUUUUUGUGUGUAGCAUAAAAUAGUUAUGAUAAAGUAUUUUUAAUUACGUAAUACACUGCCAUUUUUUUACCCCUUGGAACAAUAAGAUUAAAGUAGUAGUUUUUCUGCAUUUUCUCUACAUUUAAAAAUCAUUUCACAAAAAUACAUUGUUGAAGAUCCUGUUUAUUGAAAAGAUGCAAAAUGGCAGAACCUGACAAAGAAAAAAAAAACAGCUGACAGACUUUCACAUCGUUUUCUUCAGACAUUAUUUUAAAUACUAAAGCAUGCAAAUAAAUGAUAGAUGAUGUUUGUGUUUGUACAGAUUCACAUUAACACAAGCAGAACAUGUGGCUUCCUGUCUUGUCUCACACUUGGUUGAUUUUAGACUGCAAACAGUCCAUCUAGAUUUAGGGACAAAAGUGUUGCAAAAGUGUUGCAUUUGUUGCCUUUAAAUAUAAAUGCUGCUUUUUAUGUUUUUUUAUUCACUUUGUAACAAAUAAAUAUUCUCUCUCAUUUACAUA
This is a messenger RNA of Labeo rohita (rohu), 2280 nucleotides long. It is a transcript of the gene cd7al, whose product is annotated as cd7 antigen-like. Gene Ontology annotation, cellular component: membrane. The record is from RefSeq and is a predicted model, not a curated record. Lineage: Eukaryota; Metazoa; Chordata; Actinopteri; Cypriniformes; Cyprinidae. The coding region runs from base 908 to 1603 and encodes 231 amino acids. Gene Ontology annotation, molecular function: signaling receptor activity. The transcript has 4 exons. Gene Ontology annotation, biological process: adaptive immune response.